UAAGUACGGGAACCAGUGUGUUGGAUCCGAAUAAUAUGACAGUUACGUGAAAUGGUGCAAGAAAGUUGAAUACAUAUUAAUAGCUGAUCAAUGCUAUUUUUGAGCAGAAUUCGUCUGUUUAGAUCUAGUGCAUGCAUCAAAUUUUCAAGAACCAUGUCUAGAUUUAAUGUCAGAUGUGUUGACACGGAUUCUUCUCUUCAAAUUUCCGUGGAAUAUGCCCCCGCCGGUGGUUCAACAAGCAGAAUUUUCAAUGCAUGCAGACCGAAGAUUGAAAACGUGGAAACUUCUUUAACAAGAUUGGCCCAGAAUAUUAACAAACAUUUCAGCAAAAAGAAAAAGAAGAAAGACUCCGACAUUAAAGAGGUGACUGUUGAAUUAUAUGAAACAGAUGGGGUUACAAAAAUUUGUGAUCCAGUUUCUGCAGAGGAUGGAUUUUCCCAUGGAAAUAUUGUACAGAUUCUAGACUCCAAGUAUACAGUCGAUGUAAAUGGACCAUGUUGUCUUGGUAUUGUAAUUCCGCAGUCAGUUAUGGUGGGGUUUCCAUUGUUUCCGAAAGUUAAUGCUGAAUUUUGUAAUCUUGAUAAAUCAGAGUUUAUGUGGGAAAAGAUAAAAUACAGAGCUGAUAAUACUGCUGAAAACAGCAAGUCCAGAAAACAGAAUUCAUCUAUUAUAGAAGAGAGAAAGGAGAUAUGUAGAACUUUGUCAUACACACCAACCAAUGAUGAUAUAGGAUACUGUCUGUCAUUUACAUGUAUUCCAAAAUCAGGGGAAAGAUCAGGGAAACCAUUUACAGUAGAAGCUAAACAUGAAGUCACGGCGGGACCAGGUAUUUGUCCAUUUGAAACAAGACAUCUCUAUACCCAGAAAGAAACGGAACAAAACGAAAUUCGUGUGGUAUCGUAUAACAUCUUAGCAGACAUCUAUGCUGACCAGGAUUACUCUAGGGACGUGCUAUAUUCUUAUUGUCCUGCAUAUGCCCUAGACAUUGACUACAGAAAACCUCUUAUCAUAAAGGAGCUUAAAGGUUACAAUGGAGAUAUAAUUUGUCUACAGGAAGUGGAUUCUAAAGUAUUUAAAUCUGAGUUAGGGACGGCUCUGGCUCUGUUAGGAUUCCAAGGUUUCUACAAAGAGAAAGGAGGGGAAGUCAGGGAAGGAUCUGCCAUUUACAUCAGAAAGUCUAAAUUCAGAGUGGUUGCCGAGUACGGAGAACAGAUUAAAGAUAUCCUUGAGACAAAUCCGGUGUGUUCUGACAUAAUCAAGAAAGUGUACACCGUUCCUGCACUAAAAGAAAUGUUUCAAACAAGAACAACUGUUAUACAUAUAGUUGCUAUAGAGCCAGUAAGUGAUCCAGGAAAGAUAAUACUCGUUGCAAACACACAUUUAUACUUUCAUCCGAAUGCUGGUCAUAUACGCAUGUUACAAGUUCUCGUUGCCAUGAGGUUUAUAGAGUCUCUACUUCAGCAAUAUAAGAAACAGAGGCCAAGCUUGAUCUUCUGUGGUGAUUUUAACAGCACUCCUCAUAGAGCUAUUUAUGAGUUUAUGACAACAAAGUCAGUAAAGGAGGACAACAUUGAUUGGAAAGAUGGGGGUGACGACUCUUUUGCUCCAGAGAUGAAUUUCUCCCAUCGUCAAAACAUUGGGAGUGGUUGUGGUACUCCAGCCUAUACAAACUAUACAGACGGUUUCAACGGCCAUUUAGAUUACAUUUAUUAUGAUAAAAACGGUUUUGACGUCUCGCAAGUUAUACCUCCACCAGAUCACAAGGACGUUGAAUUUCAUACAGCUUUGCCCAGUAUAGUGUUUCCCUCGGAUCAUAUAGCACAAAUAUGUGACCUAAAAUUCAAAUAACUAUUUAGAGUGGUUUAAAUAGCUGACUUCAUGUACUGCAAAAUCAUUAUUAUUUAUGGGACACGUUUUUCAUGUUAUUUUUGUGGUUUUUGUGGAUGUUUCAAUCCACCAGUUUAAGGUCCAAAGAAAUUUUAUUUCGUCUGCUGUUAGGAUGUAUCAGUUUUUUGUAAUUUACUUUUUGCAAAGAUAGAUAAUCCAAGAAAAACUGAUGAAAAAUGUCCCUUGGGUCAAAACAACAAAUUUUCAAGCCCACAAAAUUAAGUGAAUUCACAGGAAGUAGAAUUAAUUUUUUUUUUUGGUCCUUGUGAAAAUGAGACAAUAAUUUUUUAUUUAAUACUACAGCUUAAUAUUAUUAGAGAUGUUAAUCACACAUUCUAUUUGAAUCAAAAAUAAUUAUGGA
Molecule: messenger RNA, 2248 nt
Organism: Ruditapes philippinarum (Manila clam)
Lineage: Eukaryota; Metazoa; Mollusca; Bivalvia; Venerida; Veneridae
Product: 2',5'-phosphodiesterase 12-like
Exons: 7
Coding region: 91-1848 (585 amino acids)
Biological process (GO): nuclear-transcribed mRNA catabolic process, deadenylation-dependent decay
Cellular component (GO): mitochondrion
Molecular function (GO): 3'-5'-RNA exonuclease activity
Source: RefSeq, a predicted model, not a curated record